Messenger RNA from Lactuca saligna, 402 nucleotides. NCBI's taxonomy places the organism in Eukaryota, Viridiplantae, Streptophyta, Magnoliopsida, Asterales, Asteraceae. The record is from the annotation of a GenBank genome assembly.
AUGAACCCUAGCGCUACACUGUUGCAGAUCGGCCGCCAUGCCUUGGAAGCACCUUCAACCAUCGCGAGACGUGAAGUUAGAGGGAAACCCCUGAGGGCCAUGAUGCACGACGUGUACAUCGUGCGUGAGCCGGGAGCCAUCGUAAUUGCUCAGGAUAGAAGUCGGAGUGUAGCAGCAACAUUUAUAGGAUAUGUUCGCCACCCGAGGUGUUUCUCAGGAUCACGGGAAGGCGACGGAGACAAAAAGUGCAUGGAAUCCAUACAGCAAAAAAGGAUUCUAUGUUGGGCCAAUUAUAUUACUGUCGUUGCUAUACGUAGAAAGUGUUCAAUGCGAAGAUUGUACGAGGCAGACCAACAAUAUGUUUUUGGAAUGUUGAUAAACUGCGUGACCGAGAAAGAGUAG